This is a messenger RNA of Amorphotheca resinae ATCC 22711, 2361 nucleotides long. RefSeq lists its product as hypothetical. Lineage: Eukaryota; Fungi; Ascomycota; Leotiomycetes; Helotiales; Amorphothecaceae. Bases 1 to 2334 code for a protein of 777 amino acids. The transcript has 12 exons. Gene Ontology annotation, molecular function: RNA binding. The record is from RefSeq and is a predicted model, not a curated record.
AUGUCAUCAUACGGAGAUACCAUGUAUCAUCCUUCCCCACCCUCCUCUAGUGGCGGCGGCCUCGACUCCGCUGGUGGUACACCUUACACCUCGGUCACAGCCUUCUCCCCUGAGGAUGCUAGAACCCUGAAGUCUACUAUUGUCAAUUCUGGCGAUGGUACAUUGGAAUCAAACCUGCAGGACCCUUUCGUCUCAACUAGCACGCAACCAAGAGGUAGGCUGUCUGCUACGGCAUCCACUUUCCGACCUUCCUUUGAGGUGAGAGCUACCCCUGCAUCUGCCCCAGCUAUUGCAGAUGGCUCGGCCCAAAAUGACAAAAUACCCGACCCCUCUGAUUACUUGGAACACCUCCUUGCUGCUCAGGCUGCUCAAUCUCCAGGUCGUGCAACACAGCAAGCCGAUGCCACUCAGUUCGGUACCUUUACCACUGAUACCCAUUCAAGCCGCUAUAUUAAGGUUUCAGGCAGCAACAUUGCUACUUUCCUCCCAACUGUCGAGGCUUCGAAGAAGGUAUGGUUCCUUUGCUUGUUUACUUUUAAAGUUCGUGACCGUGGAAUUGCCAAGAGAGGAUCUGAGAGACGUGAAGAGAUGGGCGACUCCUACUACCUUCGCCUGUCAAACAUCAGAGAUGCCAUGGAACUUUACAAUGGAAUCAAGAUGAACAACCCUGAUUUAACUGUUGAAUACAUUUCUCCAGUCACCUUCGGGAAGCUCUUCAGCCCCGGCGGCAGAUAUUCUGCGCACGAGGCCCAGGUUGUUUUAACUGUCAAUUAUCCUGCUGCCUCCAAUCCCGACAUGAAGCUGCUUGAGGAUGGCCUUAUUCAGAUGCUUGAGGUAGAAGGCAGACUCUAUGCCUGGCAGAAGCUCUCAGCUACUCCAACUGGCACCUUUCGUAUGGUUGCUGAAUACGAGGAUGCUACACAUGCACCGAGAUCCGUUAGUCGUAGCCGCAAAAUCAACGAGGAUCUCAAGUUACAAAACGUCACCGUAUCAAUUGAUUUGCAUCGGCCAGACUUUCCUGAGCAGUUUCAAUCCCAACAAAUCUCCCCUACUGUUACCCCUACUCGUCGCUCCGGGGAGCAGUCGGGCCUAAGUGAUGCGCUUGGAAAUAUGUCGCUCCAAGGUUCUGCCCGCUCUGCCGACAGCGCAGGUACUCCUGCCGGCACAAUACCAACAGUUUCUAGCAUGCCCUACAUGGCGGCCAGUUCCGGUUUCGCUAUGCCGAACACCCUCCCAUUCGUAAUGGGUGGCAACCUAUAUGUGCCUUCCGUCGUUGGUACCUUCCAGCAGACAUAUUCGCCUGGUGUUCUUCCUCAAGUCAGUCCGGGUCUAGGGGAGCCACUGUACCACCCUUACACAACCCCUUCGUAUCCACACGGCGGGUUCCAUCAGCACGGUUUCGGCAUUCCAAGCCCCGACUUCCAGCAGCCUAACUUUGGCAAUGAAUUCGGUUACUAUAACCAGAGCUCACCUGGUCCAGCUCGUGAUCACUACAAUCGUCCAAAUGGCCGUCGCUCUUAUGCCCCCAAAGCAAACCAUACCCGAGACCGUCAUCAACACAAUUCUGCAAACUCUCAUCAUAACCACGUCGAUAUCAACCGCAUCAGACAGGGCAUCGAUGUCCGUACAACAGUCAUGCUCCGCAAUAUUCCAAAUAAGGUUGACCAGGCGAUGCUGAAGGAGAUCGUUGAUGAGUCUAGCUUUGGCAGAUAUGACUUCAUGUAUCUCCGCAUUGACUUCUCUAAUAAUUGCAAUGUGGGUUAUGCAUUCAUCAACUUUACGGACCCUCUUGAUAUCGUCGAUUUUGUGGUAGCCAGAUCAAACCAGAAAUGGCAUAGGUUCAAGAGCGACAAGGUUGCGGAGGUUUCCUAUGCUACCAUUCAGGGCAAGGACUGCCUCGUCCAGAAGUUUCGCAACUCCUCGGUGAUGCUGGAGCCACCUCAUUAUAGACCAAAGGUAAAGCUCCUUAUACUACCUAAUUCCCUUCCUUGUCUGACUUCUUCCCAGCUGUACAAGACUAUCCAUGAUCCAUUUGGUCAUGCGGGCGAGGAGGAGCGCUUUCCUGAGUCGGACAAUGCCUCAAAGCUUAAGCGAAGCUGUGAGAAUGCGGAGCACGUUGGAUUGUUCGCACCCAGCGCUGGCCAGCACUUGAGGGAUGAACAGCGCCGUCGCCGUUCCCAGUACGAUCGUGGCACCAGCCUUGCAGAGCGUGAGGAGUACGGCUAUGACGAUUCCACACUGGAAGAUCUGGAUGAGUCCUACUACUUCUUCACACGUAAUUUUGCCUUUGCUACAGACAAAAUUUCCAUGAAGCGAUGCACUCGUCUCAGCUAGAGAUAAUACUGUCGAUCACAACACCCC